Tarenaya hassleriana is the source of this 1012-nucleotide messenger RNA. RefSeq names its product probable peroxygenase 4. Gene Ontology annotation, molecular function: monooxygenase activity; calcium ion binding. Lineage: Eukaryota; Viridiplantae; Streptophyta; Magnoliopsida; Brassicales; Cleomaceae. The transcript is spliced from 6 exons. The record is from RefSeq and is a predicted model, not a curated record. The coding region runs from base 237 to 833 and encodes 198 amino acids.
UUUUUAUAUUAAUGGUGGGGAUUUAUGUAAGAGCCUCUUGAUACACAGCAGCCAUUGAAGAAGAAAGAGAGAGAGAGGCAUUUGCAGAAUAAAUAAUAAAGCCAAAGCGUGUGUUCCGCAUUUCUGUUGUCUCUUUUUUUUGGGGGGGUUCUGUCUAUUGCAGUUACAUCUCUUAAGCAUCUUCUCUCUCGUGUUUGUUUCUCCUUUGUUUCCUCUCUCUGAUCUGAUUCUCAGCCAUGGCUUCUGAUUCUUCCCCAUCCAACGGAGGAGGAGGGAGAUUCGUGCCGGAGAAGGAUAAUUUCUUGCAGAGACACGUCGCCUUCUUCGACCUAAACGGAGACGGCGUCGUUUAUCCCUCCGAGACCUACAAAGGUUUCAGAUCGAUCGGAUGUGGAGUUCCGUUGUCGGCAUUCGCUGCGGUGUUCAUCAACGUCGGUCUCAGCCGGAAAACUCGCCCGGGGAAGAAAUUUUCGUUGAAGUUCCCGAUAGAGGUUAAGAAUAUCCACCUCGCCAAACACGGAAGCGAUUCCGGAGUCUACGACAAAGACGGAAGAUUCGUGGAACCGAAGUUCGAGGAGAUAUUUGAGAAGCAUGCUCGGACGCAUCCAGAUGCUUUGACUUCCGAUGAACUCAAACAACUUCUCAAAGCCAACAGGGAACCCAAGGACCGCGCUGGAUGGCUCGCAGGGUUCACGGAGUGGAAGAUACUGUACAGCCUGGGGAAGGACAAGAACGGUUUAUUACACAAGGACACCGUUAGGUCUGUCUACGACGGGAGUUUCUUCGAACAUCUGAAGGAACGAAGAUCCUCUUCCCUUAAGAAAUCCGUUUAAAUACGAUUUGCCGCGUGGGCAUAUCAUAUACAGUUUGUGAAUCUGCUUAUGAUGAAGCAUUUGCUAUGUUACCUAUAUGAUAUUGGAUUGCUGUUUGGUUUUGUGUAUGUGUCGAAUGUGUAACUUCAUAAUAAAAACGUUUGAUCUGAUUUACCCCACUCGGGAAAAUCACUCAAAUA